AUGUUGUUCAACAUUCUCUCAUCCUCUUUGCUGCUGGCAGUAACCACCUCUGCGCUUCCUGCCGAAAUCGAGCCUCGAGCAACAAACCAAUACCUUACAAACUCUCACACGGCUAUCACGGAGCUUCAAACCUUUUACAACUCUCCUCGUCCUGGUUUUUGGAGUGCAGGCUGGUGGAAUACUGCCAAUUGCCUCACUCUGCUUGCCGACCUGCGCGCAAAAGACGGUUCUUCUUUCCUGACAUCUAUCACCGAUGGCGCCAAUGGUGUCUUCACACACACCCUGAACAGCCAAGGCAAAGACAGCACCGGAGCUCUGAACUGGGAUGAUUUCUUCGACGACCAAUUGUGGUGGGUCGUGGCACUCAUCAAGACCUACGAUGUCACCAAGAACACCAGCUUCCUCAAGACUGCAAAUGCUACCUUUGCCUCGGUCAACCUGAACAACAAGCCCUCCAACAACCCUUGUGGAGGUCUUGCCAAUGCUUAUCCUUCUGAGAAGUAUCUGGUCAAGAGCAGCACCAUCGCUACAGUCCUCUACGUAGAGGCUGCAGCUUUACUCGCCGUCCGCUACCCAGCUCAAAGCACCUACUUCAUCAACCUCGCCAAGACCCAAUGGAGCUGGUUGUCCCAAAACAUCCUCAUCAACGGCAUCAUGCAAGGCGAUUCCUUGACCGGCAGCCCUCCUUCCUGCGGCAACAACCACGCCUUCUUGACUUACAUCGAAGGCGUAGCCCUACAAGCUCUAGUCGCCCUCUACCACGCCACAAACGAUGCCUCCUACCUCUCCACCGCCGACACCCUCGCCACCGAACUGCUGUCUGGAAAAUACGGCAUGAUGGACACCAACAAAAUCGCCCAGGAGUUCUGCGACGCAGAUUUGUCUUGUAAUCCUGAUGAAGCACAGUUCAAGGGUAUUAUGAUGAGGGGCUUGCGUACUUUGCGUGAUGCAAAGCCUUCGGCUGCUGGAGGACAGAUUCAGAGCUUCUUGAACAAGAAUGCGGAUAGUAUUUGGAGUAACAGCAGACAGAGUGGUACUAAUUUGCUGGGAGAGAAGUGGGCUGGUCCGUUUGCGUUGGGAAGUAGUCAGGCUUUGCAGUUGAGUAGUCAUAGUUCUGCUACUAUGGCUUUGGUGCAGGCUGCUCUGGCUAGUAUGUGA
This is a messenger RNA of Aureobasidium musti, 1158 nucleotides long. Lineage: Eukaryota; Fungi; Ascomycota; Dothideomycetes; Dothideales; Saccotheciaceae. The record is from the annotation of a GenBank genome assembly.